This is a messenger RNA of Anguilla anguilla (European eel), 2934 nucleotides long. It is a transcript of the gene mreg, whose product is annotated as melanoregulin. Gene Ontology annotation, cellular component: melanosome. Lineage: Eukaryota; Metazoa; Chordata; Actinopteri; Anguilliformes; Anguillidae. The record is from RefSeq and is a predicted model, not a curated record. Bases 672 to 1406 code for a protein of 244 amino acids. Gene Ontology annotation, biological process: melanosome transport. The transcript has 6 exons.
GUGAGAGAGAUCAAGUAGUAAUACCUCCUUUAUCUUCUGCACCAGAGUGAAGCACCAACUCCUAUUCACUCUCUCGCUCUCCCUCGUCUGAAUGUUCAGGAGAACGUCGCCCGGUUCUGGGAUUGUCAGCUCGGUGAGAAAGACCCAACACCACCGCUGUCCUCAGGUCGGUCCAGUCCAAGGCUUUACAGAUCAUUUUUCAUAAGAACCAGGACCAAGACUGUCAAGGGGCAGAACCAAAGACCAGAAGCUUUUUUGAGAAAAAUCUUUCAUUGACUUCCCCUGGACUGCAUCUUUAACCUGGAGUCACUAGUACUGGAUUAGGAUAGUUCUUUUCCCCCACUUUCUUUUGACAAAUCUGUGUCUCCAAAAGGUGCCCAACUGAACUUUGGUUCUGUCCUGCCAGGUUCUGAACCGCAGAGGAGGAGCCACAGGACAUCUGCACCGUUGAGGACCGGUAAACCUGCACCGCUCCAUCGUUUGGACUUCAGUACCACCGCCCCAGUUUAUGGGGACUGUUUGGGACUGGGCAUAACCGUUGGCUGUUCAUGCGGGCCUUUGGAAACGCGUCACCGAAGACUAGAGGCUGACCAGGAGCAUCUCCAAAAAGCCCUGUUCAUAGAGUUAACAGGUGAUCGGCAGGCCAGGUGACCAGGGCUCAGAGUGACACGAUGGGGGCUGCAUUCAGGCGUUUCUGUGCUUCGUUCUGCUGCUGCUGUUGCUGUGAGGAAGAGGAGCCAGAAGAGAAGGCACCCUUGCUGAACGAGACUCUGCUGUACUUUGACCGCGAGGCGAAGAAAAGGCGGGACCAGGAGACGAACCUGUGGAGCGAGCCGGGGGACCCCAGUCACUCAGAGAGGGAUGACGACCGCGAGCUCUACAACCUGCUGCAGAAGAGGGCCAAGACCCGCCGAGGCUCCCAGGGGUACCGGCGCCUCAGUGUGGACAUCAACGCGGUGAGAGAAGUGCGCCACGGCGUGAAGGAGAAGUGGAAGAUGAUUCUGGAGAACCUAGGGUUCAUGGAAGAGGCGGAGUCUCUCCUGACGGUGUCGUCCACCGACUCGUAUGACCGCAUGCGGAACGCGCCGGCGGCCCGGUCCCUGCUGCAAACCCUGUACUCUGAGACCUCCAUCUUUAGAAGCAAGGAGCCGCCGCCUGAGAGAUACAUGUUCAUCCUGGAUCGUCUGAUCUAUCUGGACGCGGCGGACGACUUUGUCGCCAAGGCCCGGCGCUUUUAUCCCAAAGGCGAGGAAGACGACGAUGACGACGAGCCCGCCCCGAACCUGCCCCUCCUCGUGACUAGAGCCGGUCUGAACACCGCGGGGGAUGAGGACGGGCUGGACGAGGAAGAGGCCAGCGGCGCUGAUGCAGAAGACGACAUCUUCGACGGCAAGUCCCUGGACUGACACGGUCCGGCAGUGCAGGCUGAUGACCACUAGAUGGCGAUGUUGUUGUUGUUGUUGUAGUGGGAACAGAUGGAACGCACUGGAGGUGAUGACACACACACCUCCAGUGAAGCAAUGAAGCAUUUCACAUCAUGGCUGUACUCGAUAAGUGAUCUGAGCCAAUCAGAAAAGUGCUUUGAUCGGUUGGCAUCUGUUCAUCAUUAAUUAUUUACCAGCUGAAAAAAUAUAUAUUUAAUAUUAACAUUGGCAAGUUAAUAUUAACUUGCUGAUGUGAAUAAAAUACAUUAGAUAAGAAAUUAAUUAAGAUCUCACUGUACAAAAACACUCGAAGCAGAUUUUCUUGCAAUGCGUAGUAUUAGCAAAAUAGCUUGACAAAUUAGUUUAUUCAAUGAUUUUCUGGAAGGGAAUCUCUGUCAUGCCACAUUUCCAGGCUCAAAUUGUCUGCUCAUUUAUCUAUUAGCAUUUUCUCACCAUUAUGUAAGGAUCUUCAAAAUGAUGGCUGACAAAUUUAUCAUGUGUUCAUAGAAACAGAGUGUUCUGCCCUGAUUCUGAGACAUGGCCGCAUUCCAAAUUCACCUAUUUUCUGCUGCCUUCAACCAGUAAAUAGCAAAGCAAGCAAAUUGCUUCUCUGUGUAUUGUACUGAUUUGAGACCAGUAACUCAACCAAUUGCACUGAAGCUAAAGCUAUCAUUUUCCUCAGACGGCUGACAUGCUUCACCAACUUCUCAACAUGAUCCUGUAACUAAUGAUGAGCAAUAUAAAGUGAGCUCUGUGAUGUUUGGGAUGAAGUCUGUACUCCACAGCUUUAGAUUUGUAAUCAAGCUAUUCUCACGUGGUUAAAAUACCAAUUCCUGGCUUUAAUUAAAGGGUAUUUUGAUACAUUUCGGUUUCACCAUGUACCAGCACAUUUUAUACAUAACCCCCCCACCCCCCCCACUUUGAAUAUCACCAUAAUGUUUGGUACAUAUUAAUGUUUUGUAAAUUGAAGUAGUCAUGUUUAGUACUUUAGUGCAUAUCUUUGCAUGCAAUGACUGCUUGAAGUCUGUUACCCAUAGACAUCACCAGGUGCUGCGUGUCAUCUCUGGUGAUGAUGCCAGGCCUGUACUGCAGCCUGUACUUGUUUCAGGGGCUAGUUGCCUUAAGUUUUCUCUUCAGCAUAUGAAAUGCAUGUUCAAUUGGACUCCAAUUGGGUGAAUGACUAAGCCAAGUCAAGAAGGUUCUACUUUUGGGCUUUGAAAACUCCUUUGUUGCUUUAGCAGUUUGUUUUGGAUCAUUGCUGUCUUGCUGUAGGCUGAAGCGCCAUCCAAUGAGUUUGGAGGCAUUUGCUUGAACGUGAGCAGAUUAGAUGCUUCCCUAUACUUCAGAAUUCAUUCUGCUACUGCUGUCAGCUGUUGCAUUAUCAAUGAAAACAAGUGAGCAGUACCUGUGGCAGCUAUAUAUGCCCAAACCAUAACACCCUCACCACCACAUUUCACAGAUGAAGGGGGUGCUUUGGUAUUUCGGGAAGUUCCUCUUGGCCUCCGCCCUU